This is a messenger RNA of Trypanosoma grayi, 1092 nucleotides long. RefSeq lists its product as hypothetical. The record is from RefSeq and is a predicted model, not a curated record. NCBI's taxonomy places the organism in Eukaryota, Euglenozoa, Kinetoplastea, Trypanosomatida, Trypanosomatidae. The coding region runs from base 1 to 1092 and encodes 363 amino acids. The transcript has a single exon.
AUGACGGCUGCUCUGAGUGCGAUGCAGAAGGCUACGGAAGCAGAGAGCAGAGCCAACUUGACCGCGGAGAAGGCGCUGGCCGCUGUGAAGCAAACACAAGAGGUGACAGCUAGAGCAAAGGAGGCGGCUAGUGAAGCCUCUGCGGCCGCGACAAACUCUGAGGUAGCAGUAAAGACUGAAGAGGCAGUGAAGAUGCUUACAAAAGCAGUUGAGAGCGCAGUGGAGGCUGCAAAGAAAGCAAGAGAAACUGCCGCGGAGGCCCAAGAGGUUGCUUCAAAAGCAAAGCAGUCGUCUCUACACGCCAAGGGGGCGAGUGAUGAAAUUAAAAAAGCGGCCAAUGCAGCGUCGCACGCUGUGCGCUUAAAGCCACUCGGUGAUGUUGGUUCUUCAUACGAUGCUUGGUUGUUUAUUGAUAACGCAGUGCGCUAUAAUCGUUUGGCUCUCGGCCUCGCGAACGAUACAAAGAAUGGUGCUGAUGAAACAACGUUGGCCGCUCAGAAUAUGGCGACCUUUGCAGAGAGCCUGAAGAAUGAAUACGAUGCAGCCCUUCAACACAUUGCCAGUGGAAAGGCGGCUCUUGAUGCUGCGCGGGAGAAGUCACAGACUGCGUUGAAACUACAGACUGAAUUGCAAAACCUGAGAAAGCAGCAGCACGUCACCGAAGACACUCACGAGACAUCACCUAUGAAGGGGACGUUAAAGGAGUCAUCAGCUGAUGUCACUUCGACAGAUACUGGUGGCACUAUGGACUCUAUUGGUGAAUCACAGAAGAACUCAACGCCAGAAUCUUUGAGAAAAUUGCCCGGGAAGGAAAAUGACGACACAGACAGAAAUAAGGAGGUUACAGAUCCUUCACUAUCGGGUGCCGCUGGAACUCCCGUAGUGGAUGGAACUGAUGGGACACUCGUUUCGACAGGAGGUGCUCAACAUGGAAGUGAGACUCAGCCUUCUUCGCAUUCGAGUGCAUCCGAGAAAGGUACAAUGAGGCCACAGCAUGCGGAAGGGGGUGGGGAUGGCACCAGCCGCCCUUCGUGGGUGCGUGCACCGCUGCUGCUGGCGUUGGUGGUGCUUGCCUCCCUUGCUGUGUGCUGA